Molecule: messenger RNA, 644 nt
Organism: Daldinia decipiens
Lineage: Eukaryota; Fungi; Ascomycota; Sordariomycetes; Xylariales; Hypoxylaceae
Exons: 3
Coding region: 95-346 (83 amino acids)
Source: RefSeq, a predicted model, not a curated record
AUCUGUCCAACAUCGACCGAAGCUUAUCCCUUCUAGCUGACCGGGCUUGCUUGAAUCGAGGCGCGUGCCUAGCUGCCUUCCUGGGAACUGACUAAUGGGACGGCGUGUCGUAUCUACCACGUACGCCUGUAUGUAUGUAUGUGUCUAUGUUUCGCCGGGGUUUUGCUUUCUAUCUUGGUUCUGGGUUGUUGGCGUGGGGGACCGAACUGACGUGUUGCUGAUUCGUCAUAUUGGAUACCGAUACCUAUGCCUACUUGUCUGCUCAUGGAUAUACAUAUGCUUGCUCGUAUGGUGUAUGUAUGGUUGGGUAGAAACGGAUAUACACAGGACUAGACCCGAGACAUAAGCUAUGAGGCGAGCUAGAGACGAGUAGUAGAUAUGUCAAGUAUGUAUAGGUAUAGGUAUAGGUACAUCUCUGGUACAUACAGACAUGGCCUAGUUACCGCCGAAAGGCCAAUUCGGGCCCCUGCUCGACCUCACCGCGUCGCUAGCACCGCCAACCCCAGCUGAUUCGCGCUUUCUACGCUCUGCCUCCUCGCGCAGCCGUGCCGCGACGCCGUUUAAACCCGUGCGGUUCUUGUUCAUGAUAGCCUCGGCGGCCGAACCAUUUGGCAGGCCGUUGCGCACCCUGGGGAACGUGGCAA